Messenger RNA from Parathielavia appendiculata, 7036 nucleotides. RefSeq names its product DUF1744-domain-containing protein. NCBI's taxonomy places the organism in Eukaryota, Fungi, Ascomycota, Sordariomycetes, Sordariales, Chaetomiaceae. Gene Ontology annotation, molecular function: single-stranded DNA 3'-5' DNA exonuclease activity; nucleotide binding; DNA binding. Gene Ontology annotation, biological process: mitotic cell cycle; base-excision repair, gap-filling; DNA replication. Gene Ontology annotation, cellular component: epsilon DNA polymerase complex; nucleus. The record is from RefSeq and is a predicted model, not a curated record. The transcript has 3 exons. Bases 193 to 6969 code for a protein of 2258 amino acids.
UUUCGGCGCUCCCAAAGGAUUAUUUGGCACUCGAGCAGAGUAGCCAGCUCCAUGACGACAUUCCCUUCUUUCUCUCUGUUGUGUCCCUUGUCUUAAGUUAUCAUAAGACCACAUCCGCGCCGAGGGAGUUCAGUCUCUGCGGAACCUGCCUACCUACAGAAGCCCAGAGCGGCACCGGCCCAGGCGACGAUAAUGCCCAACACAUCUCUCCGGAGACCGCAGAAAGGGUACCGCCGCGGAGGCAAGGCUGCCUACCAUGGCACACGGACCCGGACAUUCGCGGCCUCGUCCAGCGCACGGGGAGAGGCGACGUCCAUAGACGAGAAAUGGGAGCGGACAGCACUGGCACACCAGAUCGACGAGAACAUGGGCUUUGCGCGCUAUGACGCUGGACGGAAGCGCGAAGGCUGGCUCGUCAAUGUGCAGCCCACCUCAAUCGACGACCCUCGAGUCCCCGGCGGCGGGGGCAGGGCGGCUCUCGACUGCUACUUCAUUGAGGAGGACGGAUCCACGUUCAAAGCAACCGUCGAGUACGAGCCAUACUUUCUUGUCGCUUGCCGGAAAGGGCACGAAGGCGAGGUGGAAGAGUGGUGCAAACGGGUCCCAGGAGGCGGCGUGGUCAAGGGCAUCAAGCGGAUCGAGAAGGAGGAUCUCAAGAUGCCAAACCAUCUGCUCGGAUAUCGGCGGACAUUCCUGGAAUUGAGGUUUCACAAUGUUCAAGACUUGAUGGCGGCCAGAAGGGAUAUUAUGCCCAUUGCUGAGAGGAACAAGAAGGGCAUGGAUGCCAUGGACACGUAUGCCGAGGUCGCGAACGCGAAUGAUAAUUUCGAUCUUUUUGACGAUGAUUCACCGAUUGAUGAGCGACGAAAUAAUGCCUCUUUUGCCGAGGCGAGCGAUUUCAUUGUCGAUAUCCGGGAGUACGACGUCCCCUACCACGUCCGAGUAAUGAUAGACCUGGACAUUCGUGUGGGUAAUUGGUACUUUGUCGAGGCGAAGAACGGGGUUACAACUGUCGUUCGGAACGAGGAGCGCCUGGCCCCAGCGGAUCCCGUCGUCAUGGCCUUCGAUAUCGAGACGUGCAAGGCGCCCCUGAAGUUCCCCGAUGCGGCCGUCGACCAAAUCAUGAUGAUCUCGUACAUGAUUGACGGCCAAGGGUUCUUAAUCACCAACCGCGAGAUUGUCUCUGAGGAUAUUGCCGACUUUGACUACACGCCCAAACCCGAAUACCCAGGGCCUUUCAUGAUCUUCAACGAGCCAGACGAGAAAGCGCUUCUUGAGCGCUUCUUCCUUCAUGUUAAGGAGGCACGGCCCACCGUCAUCGCCACUUACAACGGUGACUUUUUCGACUGGCCGUUUGUCGAGGCUCGAGCGAGCGUGAACGGCAUCGACAUGUACCACGAGAUCGGGUGGAAGAAGGACAGUGAAGACCAGUACAAAUGCAACUACAGCGUGCACAUGGACUGCUUCCACUGGGUCAACCGUGACAGUUACCUGCCCCAGGGCAGUCGUGGUCUCAAGGCUGUCACUGUUGCCAAACUCGGAUACGACCCGGAUGAGCUCGACCCAGAGCUCAUGACCCCAUACGCGAGCGAGCGGCCCCAGACCCUGGCUGAGUAUUCAGUCUCCGAUGCUGUCGCCACUUACUAUCUGUACAUGAAAUACGUCCAUCCCUUCAUCUUCUCCCUGUGCACCAUUCUACCCCUCGGGCCCGACGACACAUUACGAAAGGGAACCGGUACGCUCUGCGAAAUGCUUCUAAUGGUACAAGCAUACCAGAAGGAUAUCGUGCUGCCGAACAAGCAUGUCGCACCCAAGGAGGCUUUCUGGGAGGGUCACUUGUUGGACUCGGAGACUUACGUGGGUGGGCAUGUCGAGAGUAUCGAGGCGGGUGUUUUCCGCUCCGACAUCCCAGUGAACUUUGCGGUCGAUCCUGGUGCUGUCGACGAACUUCUUCGCGAUCUCGACGCUGCUCUGACCUUCAGCAUCACGGUGGAAGAAAAGAAGUCGAUGGACGACGUCACGAACUACGAAGAGGUCAAGCAGCAGAUCACAGCCAAGCUACUAAACCUCAAGGAGACGCCCAACCGCAGCGAGCGACCGCUGAUUUACCAUCUUGAUGUCGCCUCCAUGUACCCCAACAUCAUGACGACGAACCGGCUUCAGCCCGACUCCAUGAUUUCAGAAUCCGACUGCGCGGCAUGUGACUUCAACCGUCCAGGGAAGACUUGCGACAGGAGGCUCCCUUGGGCAUGGAGAGGCGAGUACUUGCCAGCGAAGCGCGACGAGUACAACAUGAUCCGGCACGCCCUGGAGAAUGAGAAAUUUCCGGGCAAAGGGCCCAACAAUCCGAUGCGCUCGUGGCAGGAGCUGAGCCUUGAUGAGCAAGCUACUCUCACCAGAAAGAGGCUGCAGCUGUACUCGCAAAAGGUGUACCACAAAAUUCACGACUCGACCACCAUCGUCCGCGAAGCCAUCAUCUGCCAGCGAGAGAAUCCCUUUUACAUCAACACGGUCCGUGACUUCCGAGACCGUCGCUACGACUACAAGGGCAAGGCCAAGGUUUGGAAAGGCAAGACUGAGGCGCUCAAGAAUUCCGGCGCUCCAGCCUCAGAAGUUGACAAUGCCAAAAAGAUGAUUGUGCUUUUCGACUCGCUGCAGUUGGCACAUAAGGUCAUUCUCAACUCCUUCUACGGCUACGUGAUGCGCAAGGGCUCGCGAUGGUACUCAAUGGAAAUGGCAGGCGUCACCUGUCUCACAGGGGCGACCAUCAUUCAACUGGCCAGAUCACUGGUUGAGAGACUUGGCCGACCCCUGGAGCUCGACACGGAUGGUAUCUGGUGCAUGCUGCCGGCCACAUUUCCUGAAAACUUUGCCUUCAAGCUCAAGAACGGCAAGAAGCUCGCCAUCUCGUACCCCUGCGUCAUGCUGAAUCAUCUUGUCCAUGCCAAGUUUACCAAUCACCAAUACCAGACAUUGGUUGACCCGAAGACCUUCAAGUACGAGACACACAGCGACAACUCCAUCUUCUUCGAGGUCGAUGGCCCUUACAAGGCCAUGAUUCUGCCCACGUCCAAAGAGGAGGACAAGAACCUCAAGAAGAGAUAUGCCGUGUUCAACGACGAUGGCAGUCUCGCGGAGCUGAAGGGUUUCGAGGUCAAGCGGAGAGGUGAGCUCAAGCUCAUCAAGAUCUUCCAGCAGCAGAUCUUCAAGUUCUUCCUUGAGGGCACGACCCUGGCCGAGUGCUAUGCUGCGGUUGCCAAGGUCGCAAACCAAUGGCUUGAUGUGCUUCACAGUAAGGGGGCGACACUAGCGGACGAGGAACUGAUGGAUCUCAUUUCCGAGAACCGCAGCAUGACCAAGACAUUAGAGGAGUAUGCUGGGCAGAAGUCGACCUCCAUCACGACUGCCAAGCGUCUGGCCGAUUUCCUGGGCGAGGGCAUGGUCAAGGACAAGGGCCUGAAUUGCAAAUUUAUCAUCUGCGCCAGGCCGAAAAACGCUCCUGUCACAGAGCGUGCCGUUCCCGUUGCUAUUUUCUCGGCAGAAGAGGACACGAAGCGCAUGUACCUCAAGAAAUGGCUCAAGGAGGAACCCGCCGAUACAGACCCAAGAGCACUGCUUGACUGGGACUACUACCUCGAGCGUCUUGGAUCGGUUAUCCAGAAGCUGAUUACCAUCCCUGCGGCAUUGCAGAAAGUGCGCAAUCCUGUGCCGCGCGUCCCCCAUCCAGACUGGCUGCAGCGAAGGAUCAACAUCAAGGACGACAAGAUGAAGCAGAAGAAGCUUACUGAUUUGUUUGGCCCGGCAACGAAAGGAGGCCCCCUGGAGGAGAUUGCCCUUCCUAACACUCCCCAUCGCUUGGGUGACUUGGAGGACAUCGGGCAGCUUUUGAAACCCAAGACUGUCAGCCCUGCCAUAUCCGCAUCCCAGGAGCCACCAGCGGCCCAGAAACGCAAGUCCCCUGAGCCGGCUGAGAACCAGGACCCGUUUGCUGCGCUUCCGAAGACGAUGCCUUCUCCGAGCGAUGAUUAUCCCUCAUUCUUGGAGUACCAGAAACUAAAGUGGAAGCUGCAGAAACAAGCUCGCGCCCGCAGGCGUCAUCUCUUUGGCGACAGACGCGGGCACAUCCAGAGCAAUAUCCAGCAGACUUUCCGCAACCAGGUUGAGAUCACCUUCAGGAAUACCUGGCAACUGCUGCAGCUCAGAGCAACCGACAGCCCCGGCACCGUUCUUGCCUUUGUGCUGAUAGAUGCCAAGAUCCACUCGGUGAAGAUCAACGUCCCGCGUCAGGUCUUCCUUAACCUCAAGGGCCGGGAGCUUCCGGACAUUGAAGUUGACGGGUGUCACGUCGAGCAAGUCUAUCACACGCUUCCAAACGGGCAUUCGUCGGUGCACCUGUUCAAACUCACCGUGCCCGAGGAGAUCUACUUUGCCGAAGCCGAAAAGUUCUCGCUGCUCUUUAACCAUCCCAGUGUCGAGGGAGUGUAUGAGAAGCAGCUUCCACUCAAUCUUCGCGCCAUGCUACAGCUGGGCAACCGUUGCACCAUUGACGAGAGCCAGUCAGGUGUUCUUGGCAAAGGGCUUGACCAAGGCUUCGACCUCGACAGCCUCAAAAAGCCGCCCAAGCCGAAACCUUAUCUGGAAGGUGCUCGCAUGUCGUACAUCUACCUGUCCCACAUCAGCGCCGGCGAGCGUCAGAUCUUCGGGCUGUUCUCCACGAGCGCUAACCAGGCUCAUAUCGUCAUCCAGCAGAAGGGCAAAGACGGCGGCCAAGAUCUGCCAAACAUUGCCAAGCUGUACUCGGACUUCCUAGCACGUAGGAACCGCGAAGAAGGCGCUGACUCCAACUGGCAGGAAUGCUUCCCCUACCAGGAAAAGCUCGCCUUCAAGGUCACUCAGGUCACGACGCGUCGAAAGGCGUUUCUUGAGGUCGGCGAUGUGGUGAAGAAGAUGAAGAAGGAAGAGACUGGACCGACCAUGCUGGUCAUUCAGUCUUCGCAGCGGAACUUGCUCGUGCACGACAUUCCGAUUCUGGGCGAAUUCCCCGUGCUGCCGCUACGGUACGACCCGGCCGACAGCUCGUUACCGCCGCUGGGUUGGCAGACAGUGGUAGCGCGCCGCUUGGUAAACCACUACCUCAGCCUCGGCUCCUGGGUCAACCAUCUCACCGCGCUGGCCAAGUACGGAGACAUACCUCUGUGCAACCUGGAGCGCGACGACCCUCGGUUCUUGAUCGAUGUGGCUUACGCCCGCCGUCUGCAGGCCAACAAUGUGGUCCUCUGGUGGUCGCCCAGUCCACGCCCUGACCACGCAGGGUACGAGAGAGAUGAUGUGGCGGGACCGCUCGAUCAAGUCCAAAUGCCGUCUGUCAACAACCCCGGCACCUUCGCCUCUGUCUGCAUUGACAUCGACGUCCGGAAUCUUGCCAUCAACACUAUCCUUACUUCAUCGCUCAUUAACGAGCUUGAAGGUGCCGACAGCAUCUCGUUUAACCCUGCAGCUGACGGGACCACGGAUGGCAAUGAGGUCUUAUAUGCCGAGAAUGCUUUCGCAAAUGCCGGCGUGCAGGUGCUUCGGGAGAUGGUCAAGUCCUGGUGGGCUGAAGCUUGCAAGGGGUCGACCAUGGCUGAUGUCAUGGUCCAACACCUUGUCCGCUGGGUGGAGUCUCCCGCGUCGUGUCUCUACGACCGUGCUCUGCACUACUAUGUGCAGAUGAUGAGCCGAAAGGCCCUCCUCCAGCUCAUGGCUGACUUCCGCAGGGUUGGCUCGCAGGUCAUCUACGCCAGCCCCAAUCGUUUGCUCCUGCAGACGACCAAAUCCGAGGUCGGCAACGCCUAUGCCUACGCGCAAUACAUCCUCAAGAGCAUCAAGGGCAAGCCCCUGUUUCACUUUAUCGACCUGGAGAUUAAGGAGUAUUGGGAUUACCUCGUGUGGUACGAUGAGUUCAACUACGGCGGCAAGGCGUGCCAGCAAGUUGUUGAGCGUGAUGAGCAGGACCUCCAGAUGAUUAUGCAUUGGCAAAUGGCAACCUUCCUUCCCGUCCGGCUGCAGCCAAUCUUCCGCGACUGGGUCGUCGAGUUCAUCGAGCUCAUGCACGGCAUCAAACGGCCCGCAACUGGCUCCGACCCGACCGCCUCCCCCCGCCUCACCCAGCUCCCCAUCCGCAACGGCAACGCGACCCUCGCCGAGGACGCCCCGGGGCAAAUCAUUCUCGGCAAGGCCUUCGAGAAGCCCCUCAAGAAGGAAAUCACCUCCCUCAUCGCCACUCAAAUACGCGAACUCCUCCACCCGGAGCUCGCAGCAGAUUACACCUUCCCCUCCCUCCCAGGCUCUCACCUCGCCCACUUUACCCCACAAGCCGCCCUCGUCAACAGCACCGGCACCAAACCAAACUCCUUGGCCAACCCAGUCCUCGAACUGGUCAAAUCGCUCAUGCAGGUCCUCUCGCUCGACAAGAACACCACGCUGGAAGCGCGGCUGCUCCGCAAGGAACUCCUCGCCCUGUUCGACGUGCGCGAAUUUUCCCGGGAGGGCGCCUUCCAGAACCCGUCCGAGUCGCUGCGCCUGCCGCAGCUAAGCUGCGACAACUGCACCAUGACGCGCGACCUCGACCUGUGCCGCGACGAGGAUUUGCUUCCUCCCGCGACGACGUCCGAGGACGAGAGGAGCAGCUGGAGCUGGCGGUGUCUGUACUGCGAGCAAGAGUAUGAUCGGAACGAGGUCGAGGAGAGGUUGUUGGCGGAGGUGGAGGGGCUGGUGGUGCAGUGGACUACGCAAGAUCUCAAGUGUGGUCGGUGCGGGGCGCUGAGGGUCAAUGAGUUUAUGGAGCAUUGUACGUGCAGCGGGGAGUGGGGGGAGAGUGUCAGUCGCGGGGAGGUGAUGAGGAGGUUGAGGGUGUAUCGGAAUGUGGCAAAGUUCUAUGGGUUGCGGAUGCUUGGGGACGUGGUGGAGGGCGUUUUUGGGGAAUUGUGAGAGCUGCCUGUCGAUAAGUGUUUGGUGAUAGAGGGGAGAGAAAUGGGAGUUGUCUGCUUUGCCCUUC